AUGUCCGAAUCCGAAGACGUAGCUGAUGCUAUUUUCAAGCUUCUUAUCAUCGGAGACUCUGGGAUCGGCAAAUCUUGUUUUCUUCUUCAAUUUACUGAAGGUCGCUUUAAGGACGACCACGCAGUUACUAUUGGAGUUGAGUACGGUUCAAAAAUGCUCACAGUGAAUGACAAACGUGUAAAAUUACAAAUUUGGGACACAGCAGGACAAGAAGACUAUCGCUCAAUCACCAGAAGUUUCUAUAGAAAUGCCCAUGGAAUUAUUUUAAUGUACGAUCUUACAAGGACUGAAACUUUUGAUCAUUUGCCUGACUGGCUUAAAGAGGCAAGGCAGAAUGCUGGAAAUGAUGUAAUGAUAUUUUUGGUUGCAAAUGUGCUUGAUUUAGCUGAUGAAGAAAGAGAGGUUUUUGCGGAAUCUGGAAGGGCGUUUGCCCAAGAAAAUAAAUUGAGUGGGUUUAUUGAAGCCUCUGCAAAAACUUCAGAAAAUGUCAAAGAUGUAAGUAUUCUAAAUAGGGUCUUUACAAAGUUUUCUGAAAUCUUGUAUCAGAAACAUGGAGAAAGGAUGGCAAAGGAAGCUAGCAAGGUGGUUACGAAGCCUUUAGCUGCAAGUGUGAUUAUUAAACCUACACAACCAAAGAAAAAAGGAUGCUGCUAG
This is a messenger RNA of Blepharisma stoltei, 654 nucleotides long. Lineage: Eukaryota; Ciliophora; Heterotrichea; Heterotrichida; Blepharismidae. The record is from the annotation of a GenBank genome assembly.